CACACAGUAGGUCUCCAGCGCGCGCGCACACACACGCACGCACGCACGCACGCACACACACAUAGACGUGCAGAGAGCCGUCGUCCGAGCGCACGCCACCAGCCGCAGCGCCAGCAUCCCGAGGACAUCCAGGAUGGACGUGCUGAUGAAAGGCUUCUCUAUGGCCAAGGAGGGAGUUGUGGCCGCGGCCGAGAAGACCAGGGCAGGUGUGGAGGAGGCAGCUGCCAAAACCAAGGAGGGGGUCCUCUAUGUAGGUGCGAAGACGAAGGAGGGAGUCAUAUCAAGCGUAAACACAGUGGCUAACAGGACCACAGAACAGACCAACAUAGUGGGCGACACGGCGGUUGCGGGUGCCAACGAGAUCUCCCAGAAGACGGUGGAGGGAGUGGAGAACGUGGCGGCAUCCACCGGACUCGUGAACCCGGGUGACUUUUCCCAUGGAGGAGGCAGCAUGGAGCAGGGCGGCGAUGAGGGAUAUUAGUCCUGUGACCGAGGGCCGACAGCAACCCACUGAACUAGCCCGCUCACUCCCACCCCUCAGAGUGCUCUGUUUCCCACCCCUCGAACCUCAGACCGCUGGUCUUACUCAUAUUUUUGUGAACCUAUAAAAUCCAAAAUUCAGAGAGACUCUUCAACCCCCGUUAGUCCUGUAGCUCCACCCUGUCCCUUGUCCUGUGUCGAUGUCCCCCUCGUUGGCUUACACUCUUACCCGUUCAUUACGGCCACCUUGAUCUUCACACGCACACACACACGCACACACACACACACACACACAUACGCACACGCAGAAAACAUUCCAGCACCACGACUGAGACUGAUCUGCGCUGUUCCUAGACUGGUCUCCAUUGGUCCACCGCAAAACCGGAAGUGUUACCGUGCAACCAGACGGGGUAAAUCGUGUUCUUGUCUGUCUUGGAUGUGCCCAUCGAGCCGUACCUUAGCAUGCGGUCCCGCUUUCAGCGUUCGCGCGACAUGUCGGCAGCUGCGCUUGUAGUCGUUCGCCCCAGUGAGGUUUGCAUGGCGAGACCCGCCUUGUCAUUCUGUCGAAAAAAACAUCCACGGGAACCACCCCUCCCUUUCGGGGUCAAGUCCCCAAAACUGCAGCCCAGGGCCUAAAGUCAGCGCAGUCAAAGGUGAAGUGGCGUCACCCCGUCACCGGGAGCCACCCUUCAGUUCGGUGCCGCUGGGCAAGGCAACAGGUCUGCAUCUGCUUGGCUUCAUGGAAGAGAAGGAGGUGGAUGAGAAGGAAGGAUGGGAGCCUAGACGCGUGUGUGAGGUGGAAGGAUCGCGCUGGGUGUUUGAUCCAAGGCUGCAGAAAUAGAUGAUGUCCUCUACGUGGUCCUCAGCGAAGGCCAGAGUUUGAAGAGGUUUUGUUCGAUCGGAUGUUGGCGUGUGGGCCAAAGGAAUGCUGGGAUGUUGAGCUUUUCUGGGUAUGACUGUAGAAAAGACUCUGCUUUGACUUGUGUUAACGGGGAGCCACGUGCCCCCGUCCUGGCCCCGAAAUAGCCCUCCGCUCUUGUCGGAUUUAGGUAGCUGGAUGGAAGAAUGAACGACGCCUUACCGGGAGUUGGAAACCCACCCCACCCCACCGCACACGGACACACACACAGAUAGGAUGUACAGUAUACGAACCGACGCUCUCCUCCCCACCACGACACACACAGACACGCCCACGGACUCACCCCUGUGUACGCCGGCAUCCAAGCAGACAAGCUGGUUUUAUAAAUGGUACAAAGUGAAUUAAAGAAAAUUUUGUUGAAAUCCGCAA
Scleropages formosus (Asian bonytongue) is the source of this 1768-nucleotide messenger RNA. RefSeq names its product synuclein-like. Gene Ontology annotation, cellular component: cytoplasm; neuronal cell body; axon terminus. Gene Ontology annotation, molecular function: cuprous ion binding. The record is from RefSeq and is a predicted model, not a curated record. Gene Ontology annotation, biological process: chemical synaptic transmission; synapse organization; synaptic vesicle endocytosis. The transcript has 5 exons. Lineage: Eukaryota; Metazoa; Chordata; Actinopteri; Osteoglossiformes; Osteoglossidae. Bases 134 to 481 code for a protein of 115 amino acids.